AUGUUGACCAAGCUUUUGCUGCUCCUUUCCAUCGUUGGAUUUACUAAUGUUGGCGGCGAGUUGAGUGGGAAACCGAGGCACACGUGCUAUGAGACUUGUUUGAACUACUCCAGGGUGGGUUUUGCAUACUUUUGGAGGUCUUUUUUGUCAGAAUGUCCAUUUCUUUACAUCGAAUUUUCAAUUUUUUGAGUUUUCUUUUCAAUUUACAAGGGAAGUGCCCCAAGUGCGACACUCAGAUUUCGAUGAAACUUGGCACAAAUUUAGUAUUUUUUUUUUCUAAAAAAUAUUGAAUCUUAGCACGCGCUUUGCAGAAACAACCGAGAUUUUUUGAUCAAAAGUUGGCGAAAAUUUAACACUUUUUUCCGAAUUUCGGCACGAAAAGUUUCGUGCCUAUUUCUACCAUAGAGGGCAAUGUUUCCAUAAAAAAUCAAUUUUUUCCGCACGAAACUAGAAAAGUUAUCAUCAAAAAGUGUUUUUCUCUCUAACCGCUCUCCGCUUUUAGUGUGCUCUCUCUGCAGCAAAGAUGGUUCAAUAUCUCGGCGGCCCUUGUAAAGCGCGAGCUAAAACUUUCAGGAAUUGAUGAUUAGUUCAUGACCGACGCAUGUGCAAAAUUUAGAGCAAAUCUGAGAGUCGUACUUGGGGUAUUUAGACUAAAAAAAUCUUCGGAUUUUCGAAUUUUGAUUACAAAAAAAAAUUCAAAAUAAGUUUUUAGGCAAUUGGAAAACCAACCCACGAUUGGUGCGCCGAAUAUGCUGAGGACGACCUGUGUGUAAGAUAUCACAUCUUACGGCCAUAUCUCAUCAUAAAUUUUCAGAAAACAGCGGAAUGUUGGACCAUGUGCCGAGACCUUGUAGUACCCCCGAGAUCCGUCGAUUUUUACGCGUACGGGGCGGAUAACUCGACAAGCUUCCUAAAUUCGGAAGAAGAAGAGGAGGACGAUGACUUGUACAUAACGAGGGCGGAUGAAACCAACAGCAAAAUGGAAUGUAGGCAAAUUUAUAUUAUACUGGACAUUAAUGUGCUGCUUUAGUAUUUGAGCUGAAUUCUCGAACUUUGUAUGUGGUAUUGGCAUUCCUGGCGGUUCAGUUGAACGUGUUAGUUCUGCUUAUUGCCUGUGGGGUCCGUCGAUGCGCUCCGGAAGACAUUGCAGUCGAAAUAAUUUGA
Bursaphelenchus xylophilus (pine wood nematode) is the source of this 1164-nucleotide messenger RNA. NCBI's taxonomy places the organism in Eukaryota, Metazoa, Nematoda, Chromadorea, Rhabditida, Aphelenchoididae. The record is from the annotation of a GenBank genome assembly.